GUUGCGCGUGGCCCAUGUAUUUACACUUCUUACUAGAGCCAUUAUCACUGUGUCCUCGAGUCAUUCGUGUUGAGUAGUGUAUUACGAAUUGGUGAACGUUUAGUAACGCACAGUGCGAGUCAAUCGAACGGAUCUGGAUUUUUCUCCGUUUGGAAGGAAAAAGUUGGAAUUACUGAUUUGAAAAAAUAAAAAAACCAAUUAGAGAUCAUGAAUCAUGUAUGCGGCAUUGGUAUUACCCUUGCGGCAAGGAUCAUAGCAGCAUUGGGACUGUCAAUAUCGAUUUUUAUGAUCAAUAUACUGGUGAGUGAAUUUUUUUCGAGUGAAGGAGGGCAUAAAUUCUCCGAGGCUAUCGAAACUUGGUCGUUGCUGGGUCUCCAUUGGACACAAUUCGUCAGGAAUUAUAAAAUACCAAAACAAGAGCAGAUUAUUUUAAUUUGCAUCUUGGGAUACUCUCUGCUAUUCCUCAUCUCUAGUACAUUACUUGCACUUGGUACUGUACAUAGAAAACCCAAAUAUACUCUUCCUUGGCUGUACCUACAAAUGAUCAGCAUUGUUGAUCAGACAGUGGCAUUGACUCUUCACCUUGUUUGCCCUGACGACAAUAAUGAAAAAUUCCAGUGGUACAUACCAGUCUCGAGUAUUCAUUUACUAAUAACCAUAUAUUUUUGGAUGAUUGUGUUUACGGCACGUGAGGACUGGUCAAUUAGUCCUCAUCGACAUUCUGAUAUUGUUUACUACGACACACCAGAAGAAACCCCGAGGGACUCGAAUUUACCGAAAACUCCGUCAUUCGUGGCACAAUAUUUCAAUAACCAUGACUCAGAGCUACACAUACCACCAAAAUAUAACGUAGUAUGACGUAGUAUGAAUUUACUGGAUAACUGAUAAUUAUUUAUUAUUUCAAUUAACGUUAUUAGAUUACUGUUUUGCAUCUACAAGGCUCGUGACAAUUCCGCUCUCUUCCAGUAGCUUUUUUUUAUCAUCUUGAUUGUAUCGCAUUGAAUUGAUCAAUCGAGUCUUAUUUAUCCCCUUUUCCCUUCCCUCGAACAAUGAUUUUUCAGAGUCUGUUGUAUUAUAUUGUGGAACGAAUAAAAUAUGAUGACAAGUGGAGUAUCAUGGCUACCCUAUCCCGAGACUUCUUGUAAUAUCAAUACACUGAAUUUAUUUUUUUUUCUAAAAAGUCCUCUUGAUUCGACGUAAAAAUUGAAUAUUGAAGCUGUAAUAAAUCAAGGCGUGGCUAAUAGUCUGUAUCAAAUGCAUAAAAUCAGUGGAGCAUGCGGGACAUUAAAGAAAUAUGAAUAAUGAAAACGUUUUACGCGAAAAUACUUUUAAACACUCUUUCCCCAGCUAACAUAUUAUGGUUAUUAUUCUCUGUGGGAAAGAGACAGAUGAGAGAUUAUCCCAUUGCUCGCACCGGUGAUAAUCAGCACCACAUUCAUUACUCGGUAAUGAUUAUUCGUGUUUUUGGUGAUUUUAUAAUGAAUGGUUUGCACGGGAAUAUGGAUGCUUGAUAAUUUCUAUAAAUAGUAUCACUCAUCAUAAAAAGUCAAACAGAACUCAGCAUGUGGUGAUUUUACAUGUGCUUAUCUAAUCAUGUUGAAGAUUUUAUAAGACUAAGGGUUUACGUCGAUAAUAAAUCA
Messenger RNA from Fopius arisanus, 1640 nucleotides. RefSeq lists its product as uncharacterized. The transcript has 5 exons. NCBI's taxonomy places the organism in Eukaryota, Metazoa, Arthropoda, Insecta, Hymenoptera, Braconidae. The coding region runs from base 208 to 858 and encodes 216 amino acids. The record is from RefSeq and is a predicted model, not a curated record.